AUGCUCCCUUUAGGAUCAAUUCAACCAAUCUCUGUGAAUUUAGAAAGCUCAGAUAUAAACAAAGAGGAAUUAUGCAUGUCACAUGAGAAGAUAGUUGAAAGAAACCAAGAAGUUCAUCAUAGCGU
Messenger RNA from Funneliformis caledonium, 125 nucleotides. The record is from the annotation of a GenBank genome assembly. NCBI's taxonomy places the organism in Eukaryota, Fungi, Glomeromycota, Glomeromycetes, Glomerales, Glomeraceae.